This is a messenger RNA of Symbiodinium sp. CCMP2456, 1118 nucleotides long. The record is from the annotation of a GenBank genome assembly. Lineage: Eukaryota; Dinophyceae; Suessiales; Symbiodiniaceae.
AUGAUCAUGUCCACCUGCAUCAGCGGUCUACUGUUCUCCACAUUUGCAGGGCAGCCCUUGUCGAUUCUUGGAGCAACCGGCCCUUUCUUGGCUUACACCCUCGUUGUCUAUGACCUGGCUACGGGCGCUGACAUUGAGUUCAUGCCUUUCUACUUCUGGACAUGCAUGUGGUGUUCCCUCUUCACUAUCCUGUGUGCGGUUUUCGACAUGUGUGCUCUGAUGAAGCAUGUGACGAUGUUCAGUGAAGAUAUCUUCGCUGGAUUAAUUUCUCUCAUCUUCAUUAUCGAUGGAGCCCGCCCCCUCAUCGAGAAUUUUUCAGAGAACGUGAUGCCCCUCACCAAUGCCAUGUUCGAAAUGCUGCUCUUCCUCCUGACCUUCGGAACGGCGACAUACUUGUCUCACUUCCGCCGCAAGCCUUGGGCGCUCCGGUCUAUCCGCAAUCUCCUCGCCAACUUUGCCGUGACCAUCGCCCUCGUGCUCGCCUCAGCCGUUGCGGCCAUCUAUUCCGGUGAUACAAACCUCCGGAUGUUGCAGGUGGAUGCAGACUUGUCGCCGAACCUGGUCCUUGCCGACGGAAGCAAGCGGCCUUGGAUCGUGAAUCCGGCGGGCAUCGACCGCCCCUUCCCGGCCUGGGGCAUCGCCUUCGCUAUUCUCCCGGCGAUCGGCUUCGCAGUCUUGGGCUACCUGGACCAGAACCUGACCUCUGUGAUUGUGAACAGGCCUUCCAACGGACUCGCCAAGCCGCCCGGUUAUCAUCUUGACUUGUUCGUGCGUGGAGCACUGACUCUGCCCGCCUGCGCUGUGCUCGGCCUGCCUCUUUCCGUGGCCUCGACGGUGCCAAGCAUUACGCACGUGAUCUCGCUGACCACGUACGACGUGCAGCAGAUGCCAGGUGGGGAGCGCAAGGUGCCUACGAAGGUGGUGGAGAAUCGCCUGACGAACUUCCUCAUCCACAUCCUGGUUGGUUGCGCUCUCUUCUUGGCACCUGCACUCAAGUUCUUGCCGCGCUCCGUGCUGCAAGGCGUCUUCUUCUACAUGGGCAUUGCGAGCUUGACCGGCAACAACCUCUUCGACCGCUUGAAGCUGUGGCUCAUCUGGGACUCCUCCAAGUACCCACA